Molecule: messenger RNA, 3306 nt
Organism: Astyanax mexicanus (Mexican tetra)
Lineage: Eukaryota; Metazoa; Chordata; Actinopteri; Characiformes; Acestrorhamphidae
Gene: srla
Product: sarcalumenin
Exons: 7
Coding region: 53-2038 (661 amino acids)
Molecular function (GO): GTP binding
Source: RefSeq, a predicted model, not a curated record
UGAGGGGGUAUAUAAAGCUUGCAGAAGAGGUUUUGCUCCCCUGGCAGUCAAAAUGAAACUCCUGCUCCCGCUCUCCUGCCUGCUCAGCCUGCUGGCCCUCACCACCGCAGAUUCGGUGAGUGAGGUGCCUGACAGUGAGCCACUGAUGCGUCUGCAGCUGCAGAAGAAGGGUGACCGGUUCCCGUGCUGUGACGGCACGGAAGAAAUUACUCAGAGCUCCUCCAACGACACGCCCGCACCCGAACGAACCGUCUGCCAGCCUUGCACCGCCGGCCCGCACCUGGACACGCCUGCCAGGGGGGAGGCUGUAAGCAGUGAGGAGGUGGGGGAGGAAGAGGAAGCAUCUGAAGGGCUAGGUGAAGAAGAGUCUGAGCAACAGGAGGAGGUUGUAGAGGAGUCUGAGUAUCAGGGGGGGUUUGGGGUUGAAGCAGUAGCUGCAGAGGUAAAACCUGCAGAGACAAGCAACAGAAACCCAGGAGAGAUGAUGGCAGACGCUGCACCUAUCCAAGAGCCCAACCCACCGCUCAUACUGGAGGCUGAGCUUGAGGAAGUUGAAGGAACAGUCACUGAACAGGAGGCAUCGCCUGCACCUUCUGACACUCCUGUGGAGAAACCUACAAAGAAAGCAGCAGCUAAAGGCUCUGGAAAAGAGGAGACAACAUCAGAAGGGGUCAAGAUGAGGGACCGGUCUCACAUCGACAACACACUUCAUCUUUCCACAACUAAGCCAUCGGAGAAGUUUACAGACACCCUAAAGAAGCUGCAGCAUAUUUAUCACACAGCCAUUAAGCCUUUGGAGCAGGCGUACAAGUACAAGGAGCUCCGACAGCACGAGGUCUCAGAUGCUGAGAUCACUUCCAAGCCCAUGGUGCUGUUCCUGGGACCCUGGAGUGUAGGCAAGUCCACCAUGAUAAACUACCUGCUGGGCCUCCAGAACAGCCCACAAGAACUCUACACAGGUGCUGAACCCACCACCUCUGAGUACACCGUUAUAAUGCACGGUGAGAAGGUGCGCACCAUCGAAGGUAUCGUCAUGGCAGCGGACAGUUCCCGCUCUUUCUCACCGCUGGAGAAGUUCGGUCAGGGAUUCCUGGAGAAGCUGGUGGGCAUUGAGAUUCCACACAAGCUGCUGGAACGGGUCACCCUGGUGGACACUCCUGGAAUCAUUGAGAACCGCAAGCAGCAGGAGAGAGGUUACCCCUAUAAUGAAGUGUGCCAGUGGUUCAUUGACCGAGCCGACCUGAUCUUCCUGGUGUUCGAUCCCACCAAGCUGGACGUGGGCCUGGAGCUGGAGAUGCUGUUCAAACAGAUGAAGGGUCGCGAGUCUCAGAUCCGCAUCAUCCUCAACAAGGCUGACAACCUGGCCACCCAGGACCUGAUGCGAGUGUACGGUGCCCUGUUCUGGAGCAUGGCGCCUCUGAUCAACGUGACGGAGCCCCCCCGCGUCUACGUGAGCUCAUUCUGGCCACAGGAGUACGCUUCUGACACCAGCCACGAGCUCUUCAGGAAGGAGGAGACCUCUCUGCUGGAGGACCUGAACCAGGUGAUUGAGAACCAGAUGGAGAACAAGAUUGCCUUCAUCCGGCAGCACGCCAUCCGGGUGCGCGUCCACGCCCUGCUGGUGGACCGCUAUCUCCAAACGUACAACGAGAAGAUGGGCUGGUUUGCAGACCCAGAGGAGGUUUUCCGCGACAUUACAGCCGAACCGGACCGCUUCUACAUCUUCAAAUCUGUUCUAGCCAAGGCUAACGUGAGCAAGUUUGACCUGCCCGAGGCCGAGGUGUACCGGGACUUCUUCGGAGUAAACCCGGUGAGCGGAUUCAAGCGGCUGGAGUCGCAGUGCGGCUGGACGGGGGGCUGCCUGCUGGACAAAGUGGAGAAGGCCAUCGGACAGGACCUGCCCGCUCUGCUCAGCAGCCUGACGGAGAAGAAAGAGACGCCCAAAGCAGAAGAAAAGCCCAAAGCAGCAGAGAAAGCAAAGGCUGCAGAGAAACCCAAAGAGGAGGAGAAGCCCAAGAACCGCUGGAGGAGGCAGUGAGGAAAAGAGAGAGAGAGAGAGAACAAGGGAGGAGAGGGAUGGAGUGAGAAGGAAUGAAGAGAUUUUUCCAAUAAACCCUGGUUUCACCCAUGCUGGACAUCAAUCAAGCCAGUGAACGAGUAAAUGCCUGAGAAAAUGGAUGGAUGUGUGAAUGAAUAGACAAAUAAAUAAAUUAAUAAAUAAUUAUAAAUGAAGAAUUGUGUUAAUGAAUGGAUGGAUAAAUUAAUAAUUGAUAAUGAGUUGGUGAGGGAAAAAAAGUUUACUGAGUUAAAUAACAAAUAACCUCAUACAAGAUGAGGCAGUGAGAAAAAAAUCAUUAUUAAUUAACAAAGACCUUAAUAAAUGCCUGUAAUGUCCAAUAAAUUAACCAAUGGUGUAAUGGAAAUAAAAAAAAUAUAUUUAUCACAGAACAAUUAUAGGAUGAUAGAAAUAAGGCAUGGUUAAUUUGGUAAAAGCAAAUUAUUAAAUGUAUGGAUGGAUAAGUAAAUGAAUGAAUGGAUGGAUGAGUGAAUUAAUGGAUGAAUGGGUGGGUGGAUAGAUGAGUAAAUGGAAUUAAUAUAUAAAAUGUAUGUAUGAAUGAAUGAAUUAAUGAAUGGAUGAACAGAUGACAGGAGUGACAGGAGCAAGAAAGAAAUGAAACAUCAAAUCAGAGGCAUGAAGAAAAUCCAGAGGGAUGUAAAGGAGAUCAUGAGCUCAGUCUGGAAUAAUCGAGUCUCUUUACUGGUUUCUAUAAACAGCAGCGUUGUGACCGAGCCCUGACUCUUCAGACUCUGAUCCAGCUGACUCCAGAUCAGCGCUCUCUCACUGUGUGACGUAUGACUGUGAUGUAGCCGCUGCUCUUUGGCUUCUUCUUUUUCUUUUUGUUCAUCAUGUUUGAUAGUUGAUUUGUUUGUUUCUUUCCAGGCGAUGCUGCAGGUUCCUUUAAUUGUUAUAAUCUGCGAUGAAGCUCUAAACAGCUCAUUUGCAUAUUGAUGCUGUCCAGUGAAAACGAAUCUCCCAAACCCCACCUUUACAGGAGAGAGGUCAGACCUGCUUAAUUUUAAUAGUACUCAAUGUAAAAAGAGUUUAUUUCAGGUCAUUUUGGAGAAUUUUGUUUGUUAAAAUUAUUGUUGUAAACUAAAAUAGACAGAAAUGGAGAUGCUCGUUUUUCACUGAACAGCGUAUGAAUUAUUAUUUGGAGUGUUGUGUUGUGGAGGCUGGUGUUGAAUGGUGUUAACGCUGCAUGUGAAAUACAGCACCACAUUAAACUGGUUCUUUCUUCUGUUGUA